Messenger RNA from Pocillopora meandrina, 5261 nucleotides. The record is from the annotation of a GenBank genome assembly. NCBI's taxonomy places the organism in Eukaryota, Metazoa, Cnidaria, Anthozoa, Scleractinia, Pocilloporidae.
AUGGCACUUUUCAACAUGGCGGAUCAGUACAGUACAGGCGAUAGCGGAGUAGAUUUGAGCACAAGCGACUCGAAAAAAAGGCCUCUGGAUGGCGCUGGAGAGGGUAGACCGUCUUUUAAAAGGUCAAACCUUGGAGGUACGUGUCAGUGUAUCUUUGCUCGGCAGUGUGUGGAGAUUCGUACUUUUUUUGACGGCUUUGUUGUGAUGCUUUUGUGCGUGGUAACGCUCAUAUGUUUGCGCCGUAGCAUCUGUCAUUUAUCAGGCGGGCUUUGCGAACCAGGGAAAUAAAAGCGAAUGGCCAUGUGAAUAGUCGCGACUUUGUAAAAUGCAAUGAGCGCUAGGAAUGUUAAAAAAUGGGGAAAAAAUUGAGAAUUUAUACUCGUAAAAUUGGUCUGUUUUUCUCGCGGCUACGGGUGGGGAGAUAUAAACAAUCCUUCAGAGCGGAGUUUACAUCGUUCAAACUGGGUGCAUUUUAUUUCGAAGGUGCAAUCAGCUAUGUUUGUUUCGGAUAUAUUAAGCUGAACGGCUACGGAAUUGGAAAUUCAAGUCAGCUUCGCUUUUGUCGUCAGAUGUUCGCAGAAAUUCAACUUUGUAAUUAUGCGAUUUGACCGCAGUUGUAAGCAACUGACUCUUUCAUAUAUAACUUUAUAAUAACACCGGCCGAUCAAUAAUUGAUUUACCAAGGCGGUCGGCGAAAUAUAAAGCUAUGUCUCUUUUUUAUGCCUGGUUGUAUAAUAGAAUAUCUAAGUGGACAUUUAUAUGUUGAUAUUUUAAAGAAGGAAGUAGUUCCAUGUCGCCACGCGUAUUCGAGUUUUUUUUUUUUGAGAAAAUGUCACAUUUGUAUUCAUGGUUUUGCAUUUUUGAAAACCGCAACACAUUUUCCAUGGUACCUUCAAAAUUAUGCCAGGAGAUGACAUUUUUCAGCGGUUAAUAUGAUUAAAGCGAAACAACAGAAGAAUAUACGAGCAUGCAUGUACAUGUUUCAUGCUUUGGAGACUAGAUUACGGCGUUGUCCAACCUCAUCUGGUUAUGAUCGCAAUCUUUUUUGCCCUAAUCUUCUUGAUUUUUGAUUUCUAAUCGAGUUCAUUUCAGACCCUGAAAGCAAAAUCUUUUGUUCAUUCGAAUAUUAAAUUAAGGACCAAAUAUAACCGGUGUUUUUGUCAAGAAUAUAAAUAAUAAGAUUGUUUUGUUGUUGAGAUAGGAAACGGGUCGAUCUAGUAACUUUCGUUCGUUCGAAACUCGCUGUCUAGUGUAAUUGUAAAUGUUCAUGGUGAUGAAAUAACGUUUCUUUUGUAAUUUGAUCCCUGUGAAAUGGAAUGAACAAUGUUUUAUCAAACAAAAAAAGCGAAACAAUUCAAUGCAUGCAGUGAAUUACUUGACACUUGCUAAGAAUUUUAAUGCGGAGUCGAUCAUGCAAAAAGUUUGAAAGUCUGGAGGUAAUUUCCUUCGAAAAACCGCGAUUUUUCUGCCAGAAAGCUAGUUUGCAACCAUUCAUAAGGGAACAGUAAUUCGGGCAUUGUUGUAAAAUAGACGAAUAUUUUCUUCUUCUGUUAAUCAUGAAACACAGGUGGUCAUUAUGAAAAGCUCUUUUUGUCUGCGGCUGUCAUUUGCUUGUGUUUAGUCGUGUGGUACUCAACCAGAGGUCAAGCAUUUCAUUUGGCCAUCACCCGGUGCUCAUCGUGCAACUGACCGUCGUGUGUGUUGACAUUUUUUACAUGAAUUUCCCUUCUCCUUAACUGCAACGAUGUAUCACAUGGGCUGGAGUUUGAAAGGUGAAUAUUGCAUUCGGAUUUUUAUAUUCUUUUGAUUGAGAUCAUUGUUAAUUAUCUAUUGAAGACAGAAAAAAAUGCUGUGGCAUUCACCCACUGUUUUGCCGUUCUGCUGACUGAGUGGAAUGAACAAGAUUUUGUGAUCAAUAGAUCUGAGUUGAUCCCCUGUUCUUUAAAUCAAGAGGGUUUAAUUUCCAAUAGGCUUGCUUUUCGUCAUAAUCAUGUUCAGAUCUUUUGGUGAGCACUCACAAAAUGCCUUGACUUACAAUAAGUGCCACAUAAGUGCCUUUUCAGACAGUUAACUUUCUACGUUCCUUCAUCUUUAAAAAUCAGUAAUCAAUAAUUCCAACACUUACAACUAUUAAUUUUAUUUAGUUUUUGCUUUCCUCUUAAGUUUGGUGGUUUCUUGAGAAAUCCUUAUUUCAUUUUAGCAUCAGUCUAGCACUGAAUCAUCAUGGUAAUGACAAUUUUGUUGAGGCAAAUUCCAUUGCAGUUUCGAAUUUAUUUACUAGUGAAGACAGAUUCACUAAUGUGUCUCUCUAUUCAACCCUGUUGAUUCACAAUAUUUCAGACAAUGACAAUUGUUCCACUCCUGACUCUAUGGCCAUGUGAUAUUAAUUUUGUUUUCAUUUUGACCCUUCGAAGCAUUGCGGCACCAGAAAACACCUUGAUUAAAUAAUGUGCAAGUUUCAAAGAGGUGCCAGUGAUAACAUUUUACCUGUGACUUCAAACUUCCCCCUUUGCCCAUUUAAUUCUUUUGUUUGGUAACUUAAUUACAAACUGCAUUAAAACUGUUUGUGGCUUUUGAUACAGCUAUAUAUUUUCUAUUCUGGCUGAAAUUCCCAGUAUUUUUUUUUCUCUAUUAGUGUGACCUGCCAGCUUGCAUAAUGACAACAUGCUGGGAGCAUUUCGUGCAUUUUUUUUGCAUGUAAGACAGAAGAAAGUAGAUCAGUUUCAUCAUCAUAAUAUUUGUUCUCCUUGAUACAUUCCAACUUGAUUUGAGUAAUUAUUGCCAUUUUAAUGUUUGUGCAAAUUUUUUGUGCUUCAAGAAACAAUGAGCUCAAAUAUUUGUUGAGUGACCUUUGAUUCUUGAAAUAUAUUUAGCUUAACACGGUGUAUUGUUGUUGUAGGUAAUAUUUGUAUUCCAGUGCCUAUAAGCAAACAUUUAACUUAAAUUUGGUGUUUGCAUUGUUUUUUUUUUAUCUUGGUUUGUGUGUGAUGUUUUGCAACAAAUGUUUCCACCUUGAAUAGUGCUGUGUAUUCCCAAGCUGCAAGCCGGUGCACAUUCUGGAAACUUCUUGGGGUCUUAUCUGACAUCAUUGCCCUUUGUAGCGGAAAUUGAGAACAUUGUUGCAUUAAAUUUUGGUUGAAUUUAAUCUGCUUUGUGGGCACAUAUGUCAAGUUAUUCAGUUUCUCUAACUACAAGCUUCAAAGAAAAUUUUUGGUGUCAUCUCUGGAAAUUUGACUUUAUUGUUUCUGAUGGAAUGGUUGUUUUGUCAUCAGCAUUUCUAUACUUUGACAUGGAGGUUUGAUAGUAGAAUUUAAUUAUGCUGUGGAUCCAUUUUAACAGGGAUAGGUUUCCUUUGACAUCAAUUGAAUUUAUACUGUACAUCUAGGAAUGACUUCCUCGAUAGAGAUUGAUAGCUGUGUUAAUUUUGUAAUCAAGUAAAAUUUGAAGGAAGAUAAAAAUUAACUGAUAGAUGGAAGGUUGUGUUCUUGACUCAAUUGAAUUGCUCUCAGCUAUUUACUUCCUGUCUAAAACGUGAUAAUAGUUGUAUUUUGUCUACUUACUGCUAGGAAUAGAAUUAUCCUAAUGCACAGUGAUAUUUGUUCUCUUUAAUGGAAAUAUAUGUCCUUGUACAUAAUUUCUUUGUCUUAUUGUACAAAUGGUUAAAAAUUUUUUUUAAAAGAAUGUGUUUUAACUUUAAUCUUGCAAAUUCUAAUGACAAAUUUUCUUUUUUAUUGAAUUAAAUUUCCUUAAAAAUGAGUUUUUAAGACUUAGCAUCUGACAAGAUUGUAGCCCUCUGUUAUGAGUUUCUUUCAUAUUCUUAUCAUAUGCUUGCUUGAUACUGCGUAUGUGUGUGUGGAGAAGUGACAUGGUGAAUCGCCUGUGACUGCUGCUUGAAGUGUUUUUUGUUAUAUAUUACACUGUUAUCUUUGUCGGUGUCAUCAAUCCUAUCAUUAAUACCCUUAGGUUUUGGUUUGUGUUUUUUUUUUUCUUCUUGGGCUAGAAUUACAUUUAGCAACUGGAAUGGAAAUUUAAUUUAAUUUUUUUUUUUUUCACAGCUGCCAAAACACCUAUCAUAAAAAUUCUCAUUCCAAACUAUGCAGCUGGUUCAAUUAUUGGUAAAGGAGGGGCCAACAUUGCUGAAGUUCAACAGCAAACAGGAGCUAGAAUCAAACUGUCACCCAACAAUGAUUACUAUCCUGGAACACAGGAGAGAGUUGGUCUCAUAAUGGGGGAAGUGGAAACAAUUAACAAAAUGUUAAAUUUUGUUAUUGAAAAGAUCAGGCAAGAGCCGCCAGCAAUGAAACUAAAUCCAGCCAUGACAUACGACAAGGAGCGUGCCAAGCAGAUGAAAAUUGUGAUACCCAACUCUACGGCAGGACUUAUUAUUGGUAAGAGUGGUGCAACUAUCAAAUACAUAAGUGAUCAAACUGGUGCUAGGAUACAAGUAAGUCAGAAAAAUGCCGACUCGGUGCCUGGCGAGAGAGUUAUCGGUGUCUCUGGAACUCUAGAGCAAGUGCAGGCGGCUUGCACAGUUAUAGCAGCAAAAGUACAAGAGGACCCUGAACAUGCAUUGAACAACAACAUUUUCUACUCUAGUCUUUCAUCCAACAAUGCUCACAAACUCUCAAAUGGAAAUGCUGCUGGUUUUAAUGCCUUUGGUGGUGGGGGCCUUUCAGGUUCUGGGUUGGGUGGACUGGGGUUUGCCAACUCAGGGGGUACAGGUAAUAGUGCUGCAGCUAAUAGCAUAUUAGCCCAUGCAGCUUUACUAAGUGGGGGUGGGCUGGGAGCAAAUAACCCUCUCCUCAACGCGAUGGGAAAUCUGGGACCUCUGGGACUAUCAACAUCUGGUUCACAGAUACAAUCAACCGCAACCUUGGAGCUGACUGUGCCAGAUGAGCUGAUCGGUGCAGUCCUCGGUAAACAGGGCAAAACUAUCAAUGAAAUCAUGCAAUAUAGUGGAGCCAAGAUACAGGUAUCACAAAAAGGAGAAUUCAUUCCUGGCACUAACAAUAGGAAAGUUGUUAUUACUGGUGAUUUCAAUUGCGCACAGACUGCUCAUUUUUUGAUCACGCAACGACUCCAACAAGUAGAAGCAGAGAGGCUUUUAGGACAGCAUUCAUAACCGCCAUGCAGUCACAGAAUUUAUCCUGCCCUCUGCAUCUCUAGCCCUACACACACACAUACACACACACACUGACUGGUUUUAAUUAAUAGUUUCGAAAUGUGGGCUCUUAUUGUGACAUGGUGUUUGUGCUGGUGAC